UGGUUGCCGUCGACAGAGAGCGCCACAGGCCUUCCGUCACACAGAACAGUCAGCUGGCUCGCAACACCUUGGCGUAUUUCUACAGUGCUGUCAUUUCAUUUAUCCAGACACGAUGUCAUCCAACGAGGAAGUUGAAAUCAAAGGUGGACAUCCUCCGGCAAUGAAAGUUGCUGGUGUGCGGAUUCCUCAGAGACACAGGGGUCUAGACGAUAAAGAAGGAGCACAAGCAAAACAUCACAAAGACAGUGAAGAUGAUCAUGAGGAAGAGGAUAUGCCUGUUUCUAAGAGCCCUCCGAAGCCUCCAAUGAUGGUAUCUGGUGUUGUUGCAAAGGUGGACAAAGACUUCCCUACUGCUGCUGUGAAGCACACCCAUGAGAAGCCAGUGCCCACCCAUGAUUCUCGCCCCAGUCAUGCUGUCAAGCCUGGAGUGAUUCAGCAACCUAGGAAAUAGACAAAGAUUUUGGUCUCUAAUUAUCCUAGAGUCAAGUGGUAGCCCUGUAUUUUCAUGCUCUAGGUCCUCAAAGUGUGAAAGCCAUUGUCCACUUUUCCAUUCCAGUGUCCUUUUUUUCGUAUAGCUAAAGCCUUUAAUGCAGAACACACAUUGUUAAUAUGGCAACUAUCAAUUUUGAUAGGAGGUGAUUUUUUUUAUUUGGAAAUAAGUUUUCACUCUUCUAGUUUACUCCUCUGGCAUCAUCAUAGGUUCUUUUUAAGGAUUAAUAAUACAAAUUUCAAGUUGACAUCAAAUGUACAGAAAAAUGUGUGUGUAUGAUUGAUGCCUUAAAUUUGCUGCCAUUAUUCAUCUUGCCCUCCACCAAACUACUCGCUCAAGUGUUCAGGGUAACCAGCUACCAAGUGCUCAGAACAUUAUUAUUUUAUUUUUUAUUUAUUUUUUAUUUUUUUUCCAGGGAAAGAUGACUCGAGUAAUUGCCUCCCCCAGUUAUUAGUGUACCUGAUGACAACAGGUUACCCUAAGUGCACUCAGGCACUGUAAAAUCUAUAAGUGCAAAACCAUAACUUCUCAAGCAUAGCAGGUAAAAUUUGACAUGCGCAGUUGGUAGUUGUACAUAACUCUAAUGAAUGCAACUUAACCAGUACAAAUAUAUCAUGUAUUGAAAUGAAAAUGUAUUUAUAUAGCAUAGCUUUACUGAUUGCUUUAAAUUUAUAAAAUGGUGUUAACAGGAUAUUAUUACAACAUUGGUGCAAUUGUAAAUUUAACUGAAUACUGGAACUGUAAAAGCCUAGAGUAUCUUGAAUCAUUUAGUAAGGAAAGAUACAUUGUCUAAUUUAAUUGCUAAAAGGAAGUAUUCACCAAAACUAAAAUGAGGUGAUUUACAUUUAUUGGAUAUUUGUUUCUAAUAAUUUAAAUAUAUUUAGUAAGGUUGUUAGCUGCAUUGUGACAUUGAAUACAGGUUAGCCUAGACAAUACUGCAUAUGGUACUUAUUUGUAGAGAAGCACCAAUAUCCAAAUUAUCCAUGAAUCUGCCAUGUCAUAACCUGACCUGUGAAUGGCUGUGGUGACUAAACUAGUGUGUGUGUGUGUAUGUGCGCGUGUGUGUGUGUGUGUGGGGGUGCGUGCGCACACGUGCAUGUGCAGAGUUGUGAUAAUGGGGAAUUUAUUGCUAUUCCCAAGCUAAGUGCUUUCCACUUAUGAGGGAAGAAUUUUAUGUUUUAAGUCUUUUCAGUGAUUUUUCAUUUCAUCUUGGAGAGGAAAUGUAAGAUAUCAUAUUUCUCGUGUAGCUUUAUUUUUCAGAAAUCUGAGUUUGUAUUUAGUGUGGGUCUGGAAGCUUUAUGAUACUUAAUUCACAUAGGAAGUGUUACCCACUUCAUCUGGGAAGCCAAGUUUUAUGAUUAGUCUCCUCUAAGGAAAAAACAAUUGGUUUGUGCUAGCCGGAUGUUAAAUAUUUUGGGUGCCCUUUUUAUUAAUUUCACUCUUUGCUAAGAAGCUUUGUAUGACAUUUGAAUGAUCCAUUUGUAUCAUUCCUUUGUCUGCAUGUGUUAAUUUUUCUCCAGUAGUAUUGUUUGUUGUUUGGUGAGUACACUUUUAAAGGCUACCACCUAACACCCUGCUAGUAAUAUUCAACUCUGAAAGAACUUUGUGCUCAAACCUCAGAGUACUUUCAAGAGUGAAGUGUGAGUGCUCUUCAGUAUUAAGCACUUGGUAUAGUCUUAUUAACAGUAGUACUAUGAAGAAAUUUUCCCAUAUGGGAAUCAUUUUGUGUAGCCAUAUGAACUGGUAGUGGGUGCUAGAUUUUUCUGGUUUUAGAUUUUUUUAGUUAACCUUAAAAUCCAUUUAUGCUAAAAUUGUUUGCAUUUUUCUCUUCAGAAAAAAAUAAGAUUAUAAGCUUUGUUGGGAUAACUGGUUUUGGGUGUGAGCUUCUUUGUUUAAGUUCAUAUAACUUUGGUGUGCAAUUUACCUAGUCUAGCUUUAUUAAUUUAGCUAGUCAUUAGUUUGGAUUCCAGAUGCAAAGUUACAAGCAACAACAUCCUGGCAUGACAUUCCUCAUGUAAUUUUUCUUAUUUUUUUUUAUCGUAUUUUGAAGUCUCUUUAAAAGGCCAAGCUACAUGAUUACAGUUUUCAUUCCAGUUUAUUUUGUGUAGUUGCUACUUUUAACUUACAAAGGAUUUUUUAAACAUCUAAAUUCUUAACUUUCAUAAUGUGCAACUAACAUACAACAGCUACCUAGGUAAAUAAUUCAGUGAUUGUCAUUCUCAUGAGAAAAAAUAAAAUGUGAAUCUAG
Molecule: messenger RNA, 2738 nt
Organism: Portunus trituberculatus (swimming crab)
Lineage: Eukaryota; Metazoa; Arthropoda; Malacostraca; Decapoda; Portunidae
Product: death-associated protein 1-like
Exons: 3
Coding region: 113-451 (112 amino acids)
Biological process (GO): negative regulation of autophagy; cellular response to amino acid starvation; apoptotic signaling pathway
Molecular function (GO): death domain binding
Source: RefSeq, a predicted model, not a curated record